AGUUCUGCAGAGGACCAGGCUUUUCCAGAAGCCACGGAUAGUGCGCUGUGAGUGUUUGUCAAAGGAACGGUCUGUGUGAGUUCAGCCCCAGUUAUAAAUUUACAGGAACUCAACUUGUGCCAUGUAAACAGCAGCAGCUACAAGAUGGCUGAGGAAUCACUUGCUAGACAGCUCUACGAAAUCUAACCCUGAGGUAAGAGCUGAAUUUUCUGAGGAGGUACAGUGAGUCUCAUGUGAAGAACUGGAGGGUGUCUGAAUCCUGAUGCAUGGGUUGCCCCAGGACGUGAAGAUGAAUGCUUCAGUGGAAGAAGAGGAUGGCUGCACGCUCUGAGUUUUCUGGCAUGGAUCUGUAUGAGGAUUACAAAUCACCUUUUGAUUUCAAUGUUGGAGUGAACAGAAACUAUCUUUACCUGUCGCCUACCAUAAACCUUUCUCCACCUGGAUCACCUACGCUGUCAAAGUCUGGGCUGCUGAGAAGUGACUCUAUACCUGAGGUUGGAGAGGAUGCUGCUGCUACAGUUGGUAUGGCAGAAACACUCUCAGAAGAAGAACAGGAUGAGCUAAGGAAAGAGCUUGCUAAGGUGGAAGAGGAAAUCCAGACGCUCUCGCAGGUGCUAGCUGCCAAAGAGAAGCAUCUAGCAGAAAUAAAGAGAAAGCUGGGAAUUAACUCAUUACAGGAACUAAAGCAGAACAUUACCAAAAGCUGGCAAGAUGUCACCUCAACCACAGCAUACAAGAAAACAUCAGAAACCCUGUCUCAGGCUAGUCAGAAGGCUUCUGCUGCUUUUUCAUCUGUUGGUUCAGUCAUAACCAAGAAGUUUGAAGACGUCAGAAAUUCUCCUACUUUCAAAUCCUUUGAAGAAAAGGUUGAAAACUUGAAGUCUAAAGUUGGAGGAAGACAACCUGCCGGGGGAGACUUUGGAGAAGUUCUCAACUCUGCUGCCAGUGCCAGUGCCACAGAAACUAUCGCAGAACAAACACAGGAGGAGACCCACUGAGAUUCCUGCUGCUGUCCUGCUACCCACUGCCAGAUGCUGCAAGCAAAAACUAAGCACACUUGUAACAUUCUUUGCGCUCUUUCCACCAGAUGUGCUUUUAUUUAGCACGUAGCUGUUUUACCAGGUUAACUGAUACCAAGCUUUUUCGUGGGUUCAAAAUAUUUUUGAAACUAAAAUAUGCCGUUUGGGGUUUUGUGUGGGAAGGGGAAUUUUUAUGCCUUUCAAGCGUUUAAAGGCCUUACCUGUAAUUUGAAGGCAACCUUUAAAAUAUAGCAAUGAAAAAACCCUCUUUUGAGAAGUUAAUUAUAUUGUACAUAUACUGUGGAUACAUAAUUCCUUUUGAAUCUGUAACUACUGCUUAACUUAAUCAUU
Messenger RNA from Nestor notabilis (Kea), 1370 nucleotides. RefSeq names its product tumor protein D52 (gene TPD52). The transcript has 6 exons. NCBI's taxonomy places the organism in Eukaryota, Metazoa, Chordata, Aves, Psittaciformes, Psittacidae. The record is from RefSeq and is a predicted model, not a curated record. Gene Ontology annotation, biological process: B cell differentiation. Gene Ontology annotation, cellular component: cytoplasm. The coding region runs from base 294 to 998 and encodes 234 amino acids.